Molecule: messenger RNA, 2370 nt
Organism: Colletotrichum spaethianum
Lineage: Eukaryota; Fungi; Ascomycota; Sordariomycetes; Glomerellales; Glomerellaceae
Product: transcription initiation factor TFIID subunit 6
Exons: 4
Coding region: 1-2370 (789 amino acids)
Biological process (GO): transcription initiation at RNA polymerase II promoter
Cellular component (GO): transcription factor TFIID complex
Molecular function (GO): RNA polymerase II general transcription initiation factor activity; protein binding
Source: RefSeq, a predicted model, not a curated record
AUGUCGGGAAACCCGGGCCAGCCUGGUGCGAGCAACACCACCCCAGGCGCCCCUGGCGGCAGCGCAGGCGCGUCGGGAUCCUUUUCACAGCAGCAACAACAGCCUGCGACGACGACACCCGGCGCCGGCGGCGCCGCUCCUACCCCCACUCCCGUGAGCCAGACGCCCAUCCCGCCUCCGACGACUGCGACGCCGGCACCUGCGCCGGCACCGGCGACAGCGCCGAUGUCGAACCAGAAUCUCAACCAAAUUGUUACGGACUAUUUGUUGAAGCGCGGUUACACGCGGACCGAGACUAUCUUUCGGCAGGAGUCGUCUCAUUUAGGCCCUGAUGGUAGGCCUAUCCAUAACAAGGUGGACGACCUUGGCCCGCGAAAGUAUCUGAAGGCUUUCAACUUGUUGCGCGAGUGGGUCGAAAACAACCUUGAUAUUUACAAGUUCGAGUUGAACAAGCUUCUCUGGCCCGUGUUCGUCUACUCCUGGUUGGAGUUGGUCACGCAGAACUACUCCGAGGACGCCAAGAGCCUCCUCAACAACCUCAAGCCGUACUUCGAGAAUGUCCACUCUGACGAUUUGAAGACUUUCUCCACGAUCACUCUUGCCCUACACGCAAAGGAGAACCCUACCACCAAACUCUACCGGGAGAACAAAUACCGCAUUCCGCUUAACCAGCACAUCACCGGCAACCUCUUCCACUUCCUUGAGCGCGAGCGGGACAAUGGGGGUUCAGUCAUUCUGUACAUCCUUUCGACGUUCUGCCACUUGGACUCCACCGCCCGUGGACCCAUUGAGCCAUUCAGCUUCGAGGCCAUUUACCGCCGUAGCCAAAAUCUCGACAUCGAUGAGGUCGAUCUGCAGGAAGGAAUUCCUGGAGUCUUCACCGGCAUCUCGAACAGAGACCUGCUGGACAAGACUGUGCCUCUCAAGCUGGGCCCCCUGCCCAUGGAAGAGGAUCUCCGCGACGAUGUCAGAGCCGAGCUACAGGACGAAGACGCGCUGAACCCGCCGCCUGAGGGCCGAUCCACUCUGGUUGAGGAAUUCGAUCGCAAGAUCAAGCGCGAAGAGAGCGCAGACGGCCCUAACAGAGCCGAGCUCCCUCUCCCCCCGUCCCGCGCCCGAGAUGUUGUCAUGGAGAUGCAGAAGGUUAGAGAAAAUCGCGACCGUUUCAAGAUCGAGGGACGCACCGGCGGUGUUGGCGUUGCCGUCAGCGCAUGCAUGUUCACAUUCCACAACACCCUGGGAAGUGUAUCGUGCAUGGACUUCUCCAAAGACCACGAAAUGGUGGCCAUUGGCACCACCGACUCUUACAUUCGUGUGUGGCACCUCGAGGGCAAGCCUCUGAAGUCGAAGAGGGCGGACGAGAAGGACUUCAAGUUCAACAACCGCAAGUUGAUCGGUCACUCAGCCCAGGUGUUCUCCGUCUCCUUCUCCGACGCCAUUGCCAAGCUUGAUCAUGCGCCGUUUGGAGAAGAGGGCAAGGGCGAGAGCCCCAUUGAGACCAGCUCUAAACUGCUAUUGUCUUGCUCCGCCGAUGGCACUGUUCGUAUCUGGUCCUUGGAUAUCUGGGCUUGCGUCUGCGUGUACAAGGGCCACGAUGGUCCCGUCAUGAGAGCCGAGUGGGGGCCUCAUGGUCACUACUUCCUGACCGGCGGCUGGGACAAGACGGCGCGUGUCUGGAUGCAAGACCACGCGUCUGCGCAGCGCAUCCUUGUCGGUCAUGACUCCAGCAUCUCGGCAGUCGCAUGGCACCCUAACGGAACCUACGUAUUCUCAGCUUCGGACGAGACAGACAAGUCAAUUCGCAUGUGGUCUGUAAUCACUGGCCAGUGUGUCCGUGUCUUCACGGGCCAUACCGACUACAUUUCAGCUAUCGAGUGUGCGCCAAACGGCAAGAUCUUGGCCACUGCCGACAACAGCGGUAACAUCUUCUUCUGGGACAUACAGAAGGGCUCACGCAUCAAGCGGUCGCGCGGCCACGGCAAGGGCGGUAUCUGGUCUCUGAGCUUCAGCGUCGAAUCCAACGUCCUGGUUUCCGGCGGCCAAGACGGCACCGUCCGUGUCUGGGACGUCGAUCUCCCCGCGGAAGGCCACAAGGUUGUGCAACAGCAGCAGGGCGCGGCACCCACGCAGGAAGGAGGCGACACCAUUGUCGCGGCUACAGGACAGACGGAGCGACCUAACGCAAGCGGCCAGGGAGCCACCGGCAGCGGCUCCAACGCACCCAGCGGUGGCAAGAAGAAGGGCAAGGAGGUGAUGAUUACACCCGAUCAGAUCAGCGCGUUCCCGACCAAGAAGACGCCCGUCAUGAAGGUGCAGUUCACGCGCAUGAACCUGAUUGUGGCCGGUGGCUGCUACGAUCCCGAUCGCUAG